This is a messenger RNA of Verruconis gallopava, 1021 nucleotides long. RefSeq lists its product as uncharacterized. The record is from RefSeq and is a predicted model, not a curated record. Gene Ontology annotation, molecular function: FMN binding. The coding region runs from base 145 to 975 and encodes 276 amino acids. The transcript has a single exon. Lineage: Eukaryota; Fungi; Ascomycota; Dothideomycetes; Venturiales; Sympoventuriaceae.
GCUUCCGCUGCGCCCUUGCAUGUCGCCCUCCAUCCCGAUCUUUUGACCUAAAUAUUUUGUUCACACAUAGCAACCGGAGUCAUUGAUAAGAGCGUGACGCUGGCUCAAAAAGCAUCUGCACGUCUCAUCUGUCUCGCACGAGCCAUGUCGUCCACCAGCUCUCGUGCGUCCUCGUCGAUGCCGCCGUGGAAACAAGCGUUUAGUGAACACAUCGCCAAGGUUGGCUCGCCCGAAUUCGUGCUCUCGACGUUGGCAAAGGCUCCCGAAAACUCGGCCACUCCGUACGUCCCGCGAGCACGCUUUUGCAUAUUUCGCGGCUUCUGGGCAGAGCUCCCGGACAACGUGCACAACCCGGCACAGAAGAACGCCAGGGUGUUUGAGAGCGACCUGCUCACCUUUACCACCGACGUACGUAUGCAGAAGGUCGGUCAGCUGUUUAGCAGCAGCAGCGGACGCGCGGACAGACACGAGCUAGUGCAGGGCAGUGGAGGGGGAGGCCCCGUCGAAGCCGUGUUCUGGGUCAAGGAGACGAGCACGCAAUGGCGGAUACGAGGCAACGCGUACGUGGUGGCGGACGACAUUGAUGAGAACAGCGAGAGCAGCGGCGUGCGGACGGUCAAGAGUGAAAUCGGCGCGAGGAUGAGAGCGGUGCAGCCGGGCCAGGAGGGCGGCUGGAGCUGGAAACGAGAGCUCGACGGCCACUUUGGCAACCUGAGUCCCGGCAUGAGAGGCAGCUUCAAGUCACCUCCGCCCGGACGGCCCACGUCGCAGCCGUUUGACGAGACGAAGAACAGGCUCGCCACAAAGGUCGACGACCUGCACGAGCCCGCCGCUCGCGAAAACUUCAGGGUUGUGAUCAUCAAGCCGGACUGGGUCGAGCAGACCGACGUGAGCGGCACAGAGCAAGCCCGGCGGUAUCAAUAUGAGUACGACCCGUCUUCCGACAGUUGGACGACUACGGAGACGUGGCCCUAGAUUAAACUAGAUAAAGAAAACAAAAAAGAAAAAAAAAAGGACACGC